CAAAAAUGUCUAAAACCGACGGCCAAUCCGGCCUGUCCCCCAACACCGAUGCUAUCCUCUCCAAGCCCUUCGAGAACCCUUCGAAAACGAACCCGUGUUCUACACUCAAAAAUACUGAGUCACUGACUAAGCGUACGAACAGGCACCGGUACACUGGGCCUGACUCUAUUGAACGGAUUCUGUCAUUAAUAGAUCAUACAAAGGUGCUUAAGAUUCACUCAUGCACUAAAAAUCAGAACCAAAUACUCAUGAACAUAGGGUUGCCAGCCACAAAGGAAAAGAAAAAGCGUUUCAAAGCUUUUGUAAUGAAGUAAAGAAAAACGAGAAAUACAAAAAGAACAGGAAGAAAUAUCCCAAAUGGCCAGUGAACCCUCUAAAGCAGUGAGAAUCUUCGAUAUGAACAGGGAAAACAAUGAAAUCAGUCGGAAAAAGAAGAGAUAUAAGGUACAGAGCUAUUCCCUGUUCAGGAAACGACGCAAGUUUCAUAGAAGAAAGGAAUCCAAAGGAUCUCAAUUCCUUUCAGCAAUUAAUUCUGUAAGAAGGCGGAGUGAUAGCUGCACAAGUAAUGAUGCAUCGAUGCCUGAAAUGGACUCUUACAGGUCAACUUUUAAAAAUGAUCAUCAAAAUAAAGCCAUAACUUCGGUUAAAUAAAUUUAAAGUAUCUGAAAGCACAAUAAAAUCAUCAGAAACUAAGAAAGAGAUGGCCCAGAGCAAAUCGAAAAUACUUGAGAAGGCUGAAAAUUUGAAUAUGGGAGAGUACAUCACCAGGAACAGAACUCAGAUCUUAGAUAACACAGUGAAUCAGGAGAAAAUAUAAGACCUAACUUCAUGAAUUACACUGCAAAUAUUGAUCAAUUUCUAAACAUCAAAGAACAUAAGAAAGAAAGAUACCAAAAUUCGAAUUUAAUGAAUUCAAACUCUCAAGAGAUAGAAGUACUUCAGAAUUUGUACACAACAACCCAAAAGAUCAUCCCAGAGAUAAUUAUUCCUACAGAUAUCUCCAAUAGUUUGACCUGGGAAGAGGUCAAGUCCAUCUGUGACCGAAUAGUUGAGCUCUGUGAGAACUCCAAUCUGAACAAGAAGCGUAUUCUUGAGUUAUAUUCCAUAAUUGAAGAGAAGUUUGAGACCCAUAAAACUCCAGUUGUUAGACUCUUAGUCAAGAAGAUCAAAGCAGAGAUCCUGAUUGAGUUCAGAGAUUUCCAAGAAUGAGUAAUUCUGCUCCACAGAUGCAUUGAUUUCUGCGAGAAGCAUAAAAUGUACAGAGAAGAAAUCUCAAUUUUGAACCAACUCGGCGUGGUCUACAGGUUUCAGAAGAAGUAUCAGCUCUCAAUCCAGUUCCAUAUCUUACAACUUGAGCUGUCUUGGGACCAGAAGGAUAUGGUCAAUGAGAUGACUGCCUAUGAAAACAUCUGUAUGUCUUAUUACUACCUCGGCAAAAUCCAAAAUGCAAUGUAUUUCAUGAAAAGAGUCAUCGAAGGAGACUUUGAACCAGACAAUUCAGUAGUCAAAAGAAUCGCCUCUACCAUGGUGAAAUAAUGCUAGAGAGAAACUCAAGUCUCAGGGCUAUAGACAUCUCAUUGAAGAAUAUGAACAGGGAAGCAAAAGAAGUGAUUUCAGGCUGUCCAAAGUUAACUCGAAACAAAAGUCUUCAUUCUCAGAGCUAGUCAGUCCAGAUCGAGAGAUGAAUAUGAACAGCAAGAGCUCAUCACAGUUAAUGAUUUCUCCUUCUCUCAAGCCAGGUGGAGCAAUAAACGCUUCAGCAGAUUUUACUCAUAAGAAAUCUUUACUGUUUUCACCAGUAAUUCCCUUGGGGCAAAGAAGGUCGACAAAUUUUUCAUUCGCUGCUGCAAAAAAGCCGAAAACUCAAUAUCUCAAGGGUAAAUCUAGGAUUAGUUACACUAGGAUGGUGGUUAGGCCCACAGGGAAACCUGAUCACAAGAGGAUGAUCACAAAUAUUUUCAACAAGUAUUCCUUGCAGUAGAGCAAGGCAAUCAAAAACAACCUUCACACUGAAGAAGGCUUCCGAAAAAUGAUCAAAGGUGUAAUUUUAAGAAGAGGUAAAAGCACCAGCAAUAAACAACAAGUGUAUUACACUCAUCAGAGUCAUCUGAGAAACAUCCAGGGUAUUGUCUCUCGUUCUGUAGUGGAAGGAAUCAGAGAAGCUCUUGAAAAAUUCACUAAAGCAAUUAAGCCAUACCUGCCGAAAUCCUAUACAAGAAACCAAGAUUUUGAAAAUAGAUCAAAACUGAAGAACUAAAAUAUUA
Moneuplotes crassus is the source of this 2264-nucleotide messenger RNA. The record is from the annotation of a GenBank genome assembly. NCBI's taxonomy places the organism in Eukaryota, Ciliophora, Spirotrichea, Euplotida, Euplotidae.